Molecule: messenger RNA, 813 nt
Organism: Colletotrichum destructivum
Lineage: Eukaryota; Fungi; Ascomycota; Sordariomycetes; Glomerellales; Glomerellaceae
Exons: 2
Coding region: 1-813 (270 amino acids)
Source: RefSeq, a predicted model, not a curated record
AUGCAGUUAGUGGGAGAAAUAACGACAUCGAUCCAGACCCAGUGCUUCCCGAAGACCUAUAAGGAGUACUGUCCGGCAGGAUCCAGGCGUGCUUAUAUCGUCUUCAACGCUGGUGACAUCCCGAGCCUGGCUUACCCAGGCACGACCUGCCUCAGCGGCUGGACCUCUGAUUGUGUGACUACUGUACAGCGCGCGGGCGGGGAACAAUACUUCCAGACGUGGUGCUUCCCCUCCGGGUGGGAUUGCCUCUCCAUCUCGUCAGGCCAGAAACAGAUCCCCCAUCGGGAGUGCGUCAGCCUCCUCACUACGCCGACCGAGAUCUGUAUCAACAACAUCGUUACGACCAGAGGGAGCGAGAGCAUCGUAUCCACGCCAUGGAGGAAGGUCUUGCUCUCGAACCUCCCCAGCGGCGGGCCGAUCGUUGUGAAUCAUCCCGUGUUUCCGCUGUACGGCCGUGUCCCCGUUCAUGGUGUGGGAGCCGCGAAGCCGACUGGGUUGUCGACCGGAGCCAUCGCCGGCAUUGCGAUUGGGAUUGUAGUAGUGGUCUUGGUCCUCCUCGGCAGCUGCGUAUUCGUGUGCAUAAAAAAGAGAAAGCAGAAUAGAGCAGGAGAACUUGCACACUCGAGCCUUGGCCCGGGAGAAGGAAACUCCUCUUACGGGGGCGGAGGUCAUGAUACAAAGAAGGAUCUGACUGACCAUGGCGCUGAGACGCGAGAGAUGUACACGUUGUCGCGGUCCCCCUUGGAGUUGUCGUCACAAACUAGGGUGGUUGAGGUCGGGGCUGAGAGCCUGCCUGUCGAGCUGGCCUCCUAA